Messenger RNA from Ipomoea triloba (trilobed morning glory), 1197 nucleotides. Its product is annotated as transcription factor MYB113-like. Bases 76 to 861 code for a protein of 261 amino acids. The transcript has 3 exons. The record is from RefSeq and is a predicted model, not a curated record. NCBI's taxonomy places the organism in Eukaryota, Viridiplantae, Streptophyta, Magnoliopsida, Solanales, Convolvulaceae.
GCUAGAUGUUGUGUUCUAUCCCUCAAGCUAAGGUUUCUCUUCUCUUUCUCUGCAUAUUGGUCCGCAAACCCUGCAAUGGUUAUUAAUUCAUCAUCUGCAUGGCCUUCGCCUUCGGGAUUGAUGAGAAAAGGUGCAUGGACCGAAGAAGAAGAUAAUCUUUUGAGGAAGUGCAUUCAGAAGUAUGGGGAAGGGAAAUGGCAUCUAGUUCCCCUUAGAGCUGGGUUAAACAGGUGCAGAAAAAGUUGUAGAUUGAGAUGGUUGAACUAUCUUCGUCCUGAUAUCAAACGAGGCGACUUCAGUGUGGAUGAAGUUGAUCUCAUUAUGCGCCUCCAUCGACUCUUAGGCAACAGGUGGUCGCUUAUUGCCGGCAGAAUCCCGGGAAGAACAGCGAACGAUGUGAAGAAUUACUGGAACACCCAUAUUCAGAAGAAGGUAUUUGCCAUGGCUGCUGCUUCAUCUAAGAUGCAAGACAAUUGGAAAGGCAAAGCCCCCGAAAUCAGGGAAAACACCGUCGUUAGGCCUCAACCUCGGAGAUUCCUAAACACCUCAUCAUUAUCUCGGACGUCAAUGGCCGGAAAAGCCACCGCCGUUACCUAUGAUGCUCAAAUCCAAGCACACGCGUUACCGCACCCGGAACCAACAACAUCGGACUUGGUAAUGGAAAAUGUUCAAAAAAACGACACAAUCGCGACUUUUCCGUCAGAGUUAGAAACAACAACGUUUGACGACAGAGUCCGGUGGUGGGAGGAUUUGCUCUUCGACAAGGAACUCAAUGAUGAAGGAACCGCGUGCAUGCACGAAGGUCAAGUCGGUUGGUCUCACUUGCCAACUGAUAUUGACCUUUUGGAACUUCUAAGCUAAGCAAUCAUGGAAUCUUUAGAUUCAGAACGUCAAGUAGGGUCAAUUUCAUUUUUAGUCGCACUCCAUAUAUAUAGUAUAAUUUUCAGAUUUAAUCUUAUUAUUUUAAUCAACUGUAUUGUGUUCUUAACUUAAAUUUUAUUAAACAAAAUUAAGUUAAGGAGGCAAUAUGGUCAAAAUUAAAAUGGUAUGAUUAAAUUUGAAAGGGUCACUAAAAUUAAAGACUAAAAAUUGAAAUUAACUCGAAAUCAUAAUUAUUGUCUUGUAAGGGUAUGUUAUAUAUUAUAAUGGAAUGUAUGCACUAUUUUUUGUUACGUUGAGUGUUAUCCCUUUGUGCCA